This is a messenger RNA of Camelus dromedarius (Arabian camel), 2968 nucleotides long. It is a transcript of the gene TAF8, whose product is annotated as TATA-box binding protein associated factor 8. Gene Ontology annotation, biological process: transcription initiation at RNA polymerase II promoter. The record is from RefSeq and is a predicted model, not a curated record. The coding region runs from base 13 to 1026 and encodes 337 amino acids. Gene Ontology annotation, cellular component: transcription factor TFIID complex. The transcript is spliced from 10 exons. NCBI's taxonomy places the organism in Eukaryota, Metazoa, Chordata, Mammalia, Artiodactyla, Camelidae. Gene Ontology annotation, molecular function: protein heterodimerization activity.
CGCCAGAGCAAGAUGGCCGACACAGCGACUACUGCCGGGGCCGGCGGCUCCGGAACGAGAUCAGGAAGUAAGCAGUCCACUAACCCUGCUGAUAACUACCAUCUGGCCCGGAGGCGAACCCUGCAAGUGGUUGUGAGCUCCUUGCUGACAGAGGCAGGGUUUGAGAGCGCUGAGAAAGCAUCUGUGGAAACAUUGACAGAGAUGCUGCAGAGCUACAUUUCAGAAAUUGGGAGGAGUGCCAAGUCUUACUGUGAGCACACAGCCAGAACCCAGCCCACACUGUCAGAUAUUGUGGUCACCCUUGUCGAGAUGGGUUUCAAUGUGGACACUCUCCCUGCUUAUGCAAAACGGUCUCAGAGGAUGGUCAUCACUGCCCCUCCAGUGACCAAUCAGCCAGUGACCCCCAAGGCCCUCACUGCAGGACAGAACCGACCCCACCCACCGCAUAUCCCCAGCCAUUUCCCCGAGUUCCCCGACCCCCACACCUACAUCAAAACUCCGACGUACCGCGAGCCCGUGUCAGACUACCAGGUCCUGCGGGAGAAGGCUGCGUCCCAGAGACGAGACGUGGAGCGGGCACUCACCCGUUUCAUGGCCAAGACAGGCGAGACCCAGAGUCUUUUCAAAGAUGACGUCAGCACAUUUCCAUUGAUCGCUGCCAGACCUUUCACUAUCCCCUACCUGACUGCUCUUCUUCCAUCUGAGCUGGAGAUGCAACAAAUGGAAGAGACGGAUUCCUCGGAGCAGGAUGAGCAGACAGACACGGAGAACCUCCCUCUUCAUAUCAGCACGUUUCAGGCACAUUGGAUCGGAGAUGCCUGCUUGACCACGUUGAGUGCCAGUGACUGUGCAAGCCUGGAGGUCAGGAGAGAGGAUGAUUCUGGAGCCGAGAAGGAGAACACAUCUGUCCUGCAGCAGAACCCCUCCUUGUCGGGCAGCCGGAACGGGGAGGAGAACGUCAUCGAUAACCCCUACCUGCGGCCUGUGAAGAAACCCAAGAUCCGCAGGAAGAAGUCCCUCUCGUGAGCUGAGAAGGAAGCCUGCCUUGUGCAGAGACGCGGACAUCACCCUCCUGGGAGAGUCAAAGCCACUCAAGGGAAGAAGAGGGUGGUUGAGCCGAGGCUGCCAGGGUGUGACUGGGCAUGAUUUUAACUGCAGACGCUCUAUUGAGAUUGACCUAUUUUCGUUGGACGUUUGGGUUGACGAAGAUACGACUGUAACAACAAGGCCUUUUUUAACCAACUGGGCCAUGCCAUGGGGCAUAGAAACGGCCGGGGACUUCAUUUAUUAUCAUGGGACUUGAUUCCUUGAAACCUGGAAGACCAGGGAAGGUGGCAGGAAAGAAAAGGCUCUGCCUGCUUUGCUCACUGCCAGAAAGACUGUUCGCUUAAUUUGUAUUUCAGGACGUCUGGACCCCUUUUAUUGACUGACAAUUUGUGGUACCAAUUUAUCCUCCUAGAAUCUCCUUCUUUCUUCUCUCCUCACCUGGGCUCCAAAUACCCUGUUGAGCUGAUCGAAGGUGAUUUUCCCUCCUUUAGCAUGUUGGGAACACAUGAAUCCUGAUCUGGGGCCGGCCGGAGUCAGAAGGUGUGAGCAGAUGCAUUCAUGUGAGGAGGAUGACACAGAAGGCAGCCCUGAUUCUCAUCUGCAUGUGAUGAAAGCUCCCUAGGGCUGGGCAGCGCCCUCUCCUGAGGGACUGAUCAUUUACUGUCCCUCUGUGGAGUGUGUGCUUGGGAUUGGCUAGGUCCUGCCCCAUCCUGGGAAGAAAGGUUUUCUUUGACAAGAGCCUACAUCAGUGGAUAUAUUAUGCUGUGACUUGAUAGAGGAAUCACCGAUUUUAAACAAGAAAAGGAUUGGGUCGGGGGGCGGCUGGGGAUGAGAUUUUGGCCUUGUGUUCUGAAAGCUGAGACACCUGGCCGCUCUGCUGAGAGGUCAGCAGCAAGGGAAGGCCACGUGCCCACUUUAUAGCAGAAGGGGGCAGAGAGGAGCCUGCAAGUCUGAAUCUGUCCAACCUCUUUGCUUCCUGGGAGAGAAGACUUCAUCCUUGAUGUGCCCUCCAAACCAAAAAAGGAAGAUGCUGGGCAGGCUGGUCUCCAAAGGAAGAGGUUUUAAAACCAAGUCUAAGGAAGAUGAAUGCCACUGACACGUUGGAGUUAACACAGGGUAAACAAAUCCGUACGGAACUUUCCUCAUACUCGGCUUCCGCAGUCAUUUCUUAACCUUCCAUCCUCUUGGUGAUUUUGAAAACUUGAAACACUUGGUGUUUGUGUCUUGACAGCAAGCUCCAUGUUCCUCUGACCUCACUGUCCUCGAAGUGCUUCAUCCCAUUGGAAGGAAAGUGCCGCUUGUCAGUAACCAAAGAGGGGAUGCUAAGUGAGAAAAUAUGAUUCCCCAACUCUGGACCAAGUAAGAGUUUUUCUGGUUUAUAGUGACCUGAAACUUACAGUUGAAAGUAGUCCAGUUGGGCCUGCGCUGACCCACUCUGAGUUUAUAAUUUUGCUUUGCUAAUUCUUGGCCUAUUGAGUUUAAAUACAGUCCCAGGUUUGAGCCAUGGCCCAUGCAGGGUGGACACUUUCCCAGCUGGCUGUUCUCACCUGCUCUCGGGAGCAGUCAGCCCAGCAGCUCUUCCUGUUACCAUCCAGAACAGACACCUGCUGAAUGCUGUUAUGCUGAGGGAUGCCGUAGGAUUUGGGAAAGAAUUGCCGUUUCUGCUGUUGAGAUCCCAGAGGCUGCACUGCUAUAAUUCUGUUCUGGAUGAGACACUGGGAGAUGUUAACCUGAAACACUGACCCGACUAUUGUUGUGUAAAAACUGUGCAUAAUCCUCAAUGUAUAUUUAUAAGCUUUUAUUUUUUUUAUAACUUUGAGGGAAUUCAUAAUACGAAAAAGCAGUAAACAGGGUCAAAUUAAGUAUGUGAUUUAUGCUCUUAAUAAAGGGUCAUAAUAAAAACUUUGUAAAUGCAACAGAA